Biomphalaria glabrata is the source of this 1471-nucleotide messenger RNA. RefSeq lists its product as uncharacterized. The record is from RefSeq and is a predicted model, not a curated record. The coding region runs from base 75 to 731 and encodes 218 amino acids. The transcript has 2 exons. Gene Ontology annotation, molecular function: carbohydrate binding. Lineage: Eukaryota; Metazoa; Mollusca; Gastropoda; Planorbidae.
UUGCCCUUUACUUGUCCUGUUUCGUGUUUCGGCCAGUUCUCUGCUGCUCUCCCAACUUCCUGUACUAUCCCAACAUGCAACUGGAAGGAUGCCAGGAUGGCCAACCCUUUAAAUCAUCGACGAUGAUUCCCCGGCGUUGUCUGAACCACACGAAUUGUACAGCUCUUCUGUGCGAUACGCCGAUGACGCGCUGCUCGCCCUGCAUGGCUGGAGGCAUCACGGGGCUAAGUUUUUCCACUUCCAGUGGCGUCUACCUAAAGAGAAAACUGGUGAAAUUGAACCUGGCGUAUAACACUUCUCUUAUCACAGAUAGGACAUUUCAAAUACCGUCAUACCUAGUACCUGGAGAUGUGAUUUAUAUGAGAGCAACUCUUCUGAAAUACGACACUCUCACCAUCAACUUGACUAAAGAUAGUCAAACUUACUAUCAUGCCAGAGCCAGGUGUGAUGACUAUUGUGCCGAGUCCAGUACCUGCGAUUCAGCAAAAUGCAGCGAGAAAUUUUACGUAGUCAACAGAUACAUUGACGGGCAUUGGGGAAGCGAGAUCAGGAUAUAUAAGUACAAGAUGCUUGUCAACCAAGUAUUUGAGUGGCACAUUUUGAUCAACGCCCAGUCUGUGGACUGGUACAUCAACAGGACACACGUCUGUAGAUUGGAUACGAUAACAACAUACAGGCCUGUGCUUUUACAGGUAGCAGGCACAGCACAGGUCCACGAACUGAGUUUGUAGGUGAUUAUGUAAGCAACGACAAGUGUUUCUUUCUGAAUGUCGGACCUGAUCAGAAUUUUUGGUGUAGGCCUAUUACCGAUCUUAUGAAAAUGUACUUCAAGAUAUGAAUAUAAACGUGUCAUACUUCUGAACAAUGAAAUAGAGUUGUUGAAAAUUUAAGCCAAUGUCCUAUAUUUUAUUUAACAUGUUGGCACUACAUUUUGUUAUAUAUAUAUACAUAUAUUUACAGGGCCGGUCCUAGCAAUUGCGGGGCCCUAUGCGAAACUGAUUGCGCGGGGCCUAGUCUGUGUGGGAAUAAGGAUAAUAAGUGAAAAUUAUGAUUUUGUAUAAGAAAAAAAAAUUUGACUUUACUAAGUUAAAAAUUGCGAUCUGUACUUUACGAACCUUGUAAACCAAUGGCAUAUUUAUAUACUAGUGAUUAUAAAUGAUUAUAAAAGUAAAUAAAAGUAUUGGAACUUCCGAUUAAGGUAUAAAUUCGCCCGAUUAUUACAUGAAAGCUGACAAUGCCUUUUGUCCUUUUAUCACACAGAGGAUUGCCGUUUUCCGCAAUGAAUGACACCCACAAAUGACAAUUUUCUCUAUUUUUCUGGAGAUUUUAAAGAGUUUUCAGGAGAUUUUAAUAAAUUCAGGAGAUUUCCAGGAGUUUUUCGUAUAUAAUUUGCAAUUUAAUAAUUACACCCUGAAUUAGCGUGGGGCCUAUGAAAGCGCGGGGCGACCGCAUAGGUUGCAGUGGCCUAAGA